AUGCCGCGUCAACUUACAGCACAAGCUGCUCUGCUUCUGAGCCUGCUGGUUGGGCGUUCGGUGCAGCAGGAUGGCCAAGCUGGAGUAUACUGGCUGUUCCCGAAAACGAAUGAGAAGAUGACAUACCACCAUAAUGAUGUUGUCAACGUAACCUGGACAUCAUCAUUCGCCUCACCUAUCCUGAUAACUUAUUGUAGAGGAGCCAAUGGUAAAGGAGUUGACACGGCGAAACAGAUGGACGUGCCUGGGGGAAAUGCAUCGGUUCUAGUUGAGCUCGACUACACACAUGCAGAUACCGAUUGUUGGUUUGAUCUCAAACCAGACUUGGAGGGAGGAAAAGGAUCAAAUUCUCAGUCGUUUGCAUAUGUAUCCGAGGUUGGAGACGAAGCAACCAUCGGUCUACUCUCAACAAGCACUGCGAAAUCUUCUACCGAUAGCAGCAGCACCGCUACGACGGCGGCGACAAUAACGACACCAGCAAGCGCGGGAAGUAAUUCUCAAACCUCGGCGACGAGGACUAAUCUCCUGAUAACGUCUACGUCAUCUGCUACGUCAGUGCCAACCACGGCAGCAUCGGGCGAGGCGUCAAAUAGCUCAUCCGGGGGUUUAUCAGUGGGCGCACAAGCCGGAAUUGGAGUUGGAGUUGGUGUUGCAGCCAUUGGUAUCGGGGCUCUUGCUAUACUAAUGUGCGUGCGGAGACGAAGGAGAGGAAUCAUGACCGACGAAAAAUCCCAGCCACUGGAUUCAUCCCCAACGAUUACUGGCAGCGGUGCGUACGUGUCACCUCAGUACCAAGCUUCUGAAUAUGGAGGUAGCACGACCGUACACAGUUAUUCUCCAACAGCACCAUUGGCACACGUAGUUGAGCCCGCGUCCGCGUCGAAGUAUGUAUUUCCUCCUGCGUUCGCAAUCCCGCACUCUGAGCGGCAUGAGAUGGAGUCUUCGAACGUGCCACAAGAGCUUCAGGGUUCACAAUAUCCAGUGUCGGAGCUAGCUACUCCGGCGUACAGAUGA
Messenger RNA from Truncatella angustata, 1014 nucleotides. RefSeq lists its product as uncharacterized. The transcript is spliced from 3 exons. Lineage: Eukaryota; Fungi; Ascomycota; Sordariomycetes; Amphisphaeriales; Sporocadaceae. The record is from RefSeq and is a predicted model, not a curated record. The coding region runs from base 1 to 1014 and encodes 337 amino acids.